Molecule: messenger RNA, 607 nt
Organism: Amorphotheca resinae ATCC 22711
Lineage: Eukaryota; Fungi; Ascomycota; Leotiomycetes; Helotiales; Amorphothecaceae
Exons: 1
Coding region: 119-457 (112 amino acids)
Source: RefSeq, a predicted model, not a curated record
UUUCCGUAUUUCUUCUCUCCCAUCCGAUGCCCCAACUCGCCAUCAUCCUCACACCUCCAUAAAACCUACCACCUCACUACACACCUCCAUCGCUCCACCGUCUAGAAAUCAUCACAAAAUGGCAAGCUCUCUCGCGGCGACAGCCAGCAUUCCGAGCUCACACGCCUGCGCCUUGAUAACAGCCAGCGGGGCAUGUCUAGAAGCCCCAAAAUGGAACGGUUCCGACAUUACCACCCAUCCCAGAAAUACGGGACUCGAUUCUACUGGGGAUAACAGAAAUGCUUCUGGAGAUUGUAACUAUGUCUAUUGCUCUCUCACGGAACCGGAAACAAAGACGGAACGAGAGAGCGUCCGGACGCGCACGGAAACGGCGAAGGUCCCCAAGGAGACGGGAUCGAAAUUGGCACAUCUGGGCCUCUGUAUAGCGCUCUUGGGACUCGUUAGUGUGGCUGUAUAAAAAAUUCUUGUGAGGCUUUGGAUGAAUAGGACUUCAAGAGGGGUAUAUCUGGGUGGGCGUUUCAAAGGGUGGCAUCUUCGCCGCGAUUUCAAAAAGAUUCUUUUGUAUAUUUAUAUAUGUGGCGUUCAAAGCAUUCAAGGUGUUUCGGGG